AUUUGUCUCUGCGGAUUGCGCGCCACGCCCUCUGGUGCGCGUGUGUUACGUAAAAACUGACGCAAGCGGAUGUCAGGCUGGAAAACUUGAGUUUGUGUCGAGUGUUUGAGGGUGUUGUGUGUCCCAGAUUGCCUUUGCUAGCGUCGUCGUGCCUCAUCUGGAAGGUGUCAAGAUGGUCGUUCUGUCGAAAGAGUAUGGCUUUGUGGUGUUGACCGGCGUCGCCAGUAUGAUCAUGGUGGGACACUUGGCGGUUAAAGUGGGCAAAGCUCGCAAGAAGUACAACGUGCAGUACCCCAAGAUGUACAGCGACGACGGCGAAAAUGGCAACGUUUUCAACUGCAUCCAGCGCUCGCACCAAAACACUCUGGAGCAAUAUCCAGCCUUCCUUUUCUGUCUGGCUGUUGGUGGCUUGCAUUGUCCUCGUCUCGCCAGUGGACUCGGAGCUGUGUGGAUCAUCGGCAGGGAGGUGUACGCCCACGGCUACUCCACAGGAGAUCCUAAAAAAAGGGCGCACGGAGCAUUCGGGACGGUGGCUUUGCUCGGAAUGAUGCUGACCACAGCCCACUUUGGAUGUCACCUGGUGGGAUGGACGGGACCGUGCGUCGGUUGGCGUAAAACGCAUUGUUGUUGAGGACUUGAGCAGGAAUGUGGCCGUUAUUGUACUCGGCCAAUGUAAACGCUUCAGCCUUGUUUUGCUGUGUGUGUGCGUGUGUGUGUGUGUGUGUGUGUGUGUGUGUGUGUGUGUGUGUGUGUGUGUGUGUGAGAGCCAAGUGAUCUGACUGGUUCUCCAUGUUGGAAUAAUGGAGAGUGGUUGCACCCAGUGUCUCCCCGCCAGGUUGUCUGGGUUGCAUACUGAUUUCGACAUUAUAAAUAAAAUUUCAAGCCUUA
Dunckerocampus dactyliophorus (ringed pipefish) is the source of this 888-nucleotide messenger RNA. It is a transcript of the gene mgst3a, whose product is annotated as microsomal glutathione S-transferase 3a. The coding region runs from base 173 to 631 and encodes 152 amino acids. Gene Ontology annotation, molecular function: glutathione peroxidase activity; glutathione transferase activity. The transcript is spliced from 6 exons. NCBI's taxonomy places the organism in Eukaryota, Metazoa, Chordata, Actinopteri, Syngnathiformes, Syngnathidae. Gene Ontology annotation, cellular component: endoplasmic reticulum; membrane; nuclear envelope. The record is from RefSeq and is a predicted model, not a curated record.